GAGCUUACAAAAGAAAGGCGCCAGAUAAAAAGAGCCAAAAAGUAGAACUCCCUAUCUACACACAAAAUGUAUGUAAAAAAGACUUAAAACAAAAAAUCUAUUUUCUUAGAGUGCAAAUUCUACCUCAUUCAUCCUUUUUCUUUGCUGAUUCAUAUCAAAUCAGAAUAAACCUGCACACCUCAAACAAACAGAUGCAUGUUGAGCCAAACCCAAAUCGCACUCCAAGUCGACACCAAAACUUAUUCUCUGGCUGCACCUUUUGCUCUCUGCUCUUGUUUUGUUGUCUGUUCAAAAUUUUCCGGAUGCCUUUUUCUGAUCUAUGCUCGUGACUUUUCCAUACACAAUGCUCACCAAGUGUUUGAUCCUCUGCCCCUAACGAAAAACUGAAGCCUCUUCCCUACCAUCUCCCCUCACAUCCCUAAAUGACCAUAACCAAUACAUUCUUUUGGAUUUAAAAUCCAAUUAGACAGAGAAUAAUAGAAAUCACCAGCAGCCUUGUUUCAUUCCCAUGUCAUUUCAAGACUUGUCUUUUCUGAGAGUUAGUAUCAAAGCAUUACGAGACCUCCAUAUCACUGCAUACCACACUAAACGCCAACACCACCUCUUCUGAAUAUGUUGUUGAUCAUAUGAAAUACUAGUAGUGACAGUUAGACACCCCGAAACCAAUGACAGGAACAUAUUCACGCAUAAGCUGCAUGACUCAGCACCUUUGUUCCAUGUUGGAACUGAAACAAGUUCAAGCCAUUAUCACCAAAGCAGGCCUUCACUCUCACCUUCCCUUCACUGCCAAGUUAAUCUUCUUUUCUGCACUUUCUCCUAUGGGAAACCUCUCCCAUGCUCAUUCCCUCUUCCUACAAACUUCCAUGCACAACUCCUUCAUUUGCAACACUAUGAUUCGAGCCUUUGCCAACUCUUCCUACCCUCUUCAAGCUCUAUACAUCUACAACCACAUGCACACCACCAAUGUUGUCUCCGACCAUUUCACCUACAACUUUGUGCUCAAGGCAUGCUCCAGAGCACACAAGUUUGCCCAAGAAUUUGUCAAAUGUGAUGAGUUUAUUAUUAUUUCGAAAGGGGGUGAAGUUCACUGCACUGUUCUUAAACUCGGGUUGGACCAAGACCCCUCUAUUCAGAACUCGUUGCUCUGUAUGUACUCUCAAUGUGGGUUGGUCCAUGUUGCACAACACUUGUUUGAUGAAAUCAGCAAUAGGAGUUUGGUUUCUUGGAAUAUCAUGAUAUCGGCAUAUGAUCGUGUCAACGAUUCUAAAUCGGCUGAUUACCUUCUUGAAUCGAUGCCACACAAGAAUGUUGUUUCAUGGAACACUGUGAUAGGAAGGUACAUCAGGUUAGGUGAUAUUGAGGGUGCAAGAAGGGUGUUCCAAAUUAUGCCUCAGAGGGAUGCUGUGUCAUGGAAUUCUCUGAUUGCUGGUUGUGUCUCUGUUAAGGAUUAUGAAGGAGCAAUGGGACUGUUUUCAGAGAUGCAAAAUGCUGAAGUAAGACCGACAGAAGUAACACUUAUUUCAGUUCUGGGUGCCUGUGCAGAAACUGGUGCACUGGAAAUGGGUAGCAAAAUACACGAGUCUCUGAAAGUAUGUGGGCAUAAGAUUGAAGGGUAUUUAGGAAACGCCCUUCUGAAUAUGUAUUCUAAAUGUGGGAAGUUGAAUUCAGCUUGGGAGGUAUUUAAUGGGAUGAGGAUAAAAACUUUGAGUUGUUGGAAUGCUAUGAUUGUUGGUUUGGCUGUCCAUGGUUACUGUGAGGAAGCUUUGCAAUUGUUUUCAGAGAUGGAAAGUGGGCUUGAUACAGUUAGGCCGAAUCGAGUGACAUUCCUUGGUGUUUUGAUUGCUUGUAGUCAUAAGGGUUUGGUAGAUAAAGCAAGAUGGAAUUUUGAUCAUAUGGCAAAGCAGUACAAAAUUCUGCCUGAUAUCAAGCAUUAUGGUUGCAUAGUUGAUCUUUUAAGCAGAUUUGGAUUGUUGGAAGAGGCGCAUCAGAUGAUUAAGACUGCUCCUUUACAAAAUAGUGCCAUUUUAUGGAGAACAUUGCUGGGUGCUUGUAGGACACAAGGCAACGUGGAGUUGGCUAAGGUGUCUUUCCAACAACUUGCCAAAUUGGGACGCCUAACAGAUGGAGAUUAUGUGUUGUUAUCAAACAUUUAUGCUGAAGCUGAGAGAUGGGAUGAGGUAGAGCGAGUAAGGAGUGAAAUGAUUGGCUUGCAUGUUCCUAAACAAGUUGCGUACAGCCAAAUCGAUAUGACUGAAUCUGAUAAGCUUCCCUAAAUAAACCAUUGGUCUCUUUUUUAAACUCGAUAUUUUUCUCCAUAGCGUGCACAAACUCAAACGUUAGAAGCAUUUUUCAAUUUUUAAACUGCAUACUAAGUAUGUCAACCAUGUUCCCGUGUUAAGUGAAUAUUCUUUAGUUAGGCUAAACAAUCGGUUGACAUGACGACAAUGAAUGCCACAACUGUUAACUGAAGCAACCCAGCAAGUGCGCCAGUGUUUUGCGGUGCAUGCAACCACCACAUUGGCCUCUAAGGCCAAAUGCGCAUCCACCAUAUGGCUUCUUCGCAGAGGAUUGCGUUGUGUUGGUUGGUUAGUUAAAAUUUGGUGUAAACUGAUUCUUUUGAGUCAUUAGAUUUACCAAGUUCGAUGGUUAAGUUUUUGGUCUUACAUAUGAUGUAAAGAGAUCAUAUCCCAAAAAUAAUAUAUCAGUAUUAUUGUAGUCACUUA
Molecule: messenger RNA, 2723 nt
Organism: Glycine soja
Lineage: Eukaryota; Viridiplantae; Streptophyta; Magnoliopsida; Fabales; Fabaceae
Product: pentatricopeptide repeat-containing protein At5g15300-like
Exons: 1
Coding region: 666-2273 (535 amino acids)
Biological process (GO): RNA modification
Molecular function (GO): protein binding; RNA binding
Source: RefSeq, a predicted model, not a curated record